Messenger RNA from Bombus huntii, 7341 nucleotides. RefSeq lists its product as uncharacterized. The record is from RefSeq and is a predicted model, not a curated record. The transcript has 7 exons. Lineage: Eukaryota; Metazoa; Arthropoda; Insecta; Hymenoptera; Apidae. The coding region runs from base 1714 to 2682 and encodes 322 amino acids.
AUUCGAGUCAGCUUGACGGUGCCGGUCGCCUCAGUAUGCCGCGCAGCGCGCAGGCUCGCGUACGCGUAUUGUUUCUCUCUGUUCUCGUCUCCCUCGCUCUCCCUUUCUUUCCUUACUUUCCCUCUCUCUCCCUCUUGUUGUCUCGUAUGCACGCAGCGCGGCUAGAAUACGCAAGUACAAAACAUCUCGCGGUUCACUGUUUUCGCGUUUACGUGUCGUCGUUCCGUUAAGGUUUUUUUUUCUGCUCCGUUGGUCACGCGCGCGAGGACAACCCAACGAAAUUCAGGUUCUUCGUAUACAUAUCGUAACACGUUAGACGUGUACAACACGACGAAAUUUCUUCGAGAACCAGUUAUCGACGCGUGUGCGUGCAUAUACGAGGCCAGUAUACGUCGUGACACAGUGACACGGUGCGUAAGGUUCGUAGUGAAGGAGAGUGUGGCUCGCAGCGAAAAGCAUCGCGAAAGAGCGGGAAACUCCGAUAUACUCGACGGAUUUUCAAAUCGUUUGACACAUCGGAGAUAGAGACGAAGCAUGGUUGGACACUGGAGAAGACUGGACGCGAAUAAGAUGGUCUGGCAAGACGUAGCGAAUGCUGGAACGGUUACGAAACGUGGUAGAAGGAGACGUGGCACGAAAUGAAGCGAGUUUAUCCUCGUACGAUCGAUAACUAUAGCACCACGGUGAAUAUCAAGCGGUUCGUAUAUCCAGCGUGCACGAACCUAACCUAGCGAACUACCUGUUCUUUCGAGCCUUAUACCUUCGUAAACACGGUCGAAGAAAUUGUCUAAUAAUUUCUGGCUCGUGAGAAAGGUGUUGACGUGAAGUUAACACUUCACACACCAAGACACAGCGUAGAAGUAUCCGGAAUGUCAGAAUGAAAAGCUUCGAGUUAUUCAGGAAGUAAUUUUCCUCGCGCGCCAUCUUGAUCCGUCGAUAAAUAGCGAUGACAGGUGGUGGACGCGAUUGUUGAUCGACGACCGCGCGCGAUUCGAUCGCUCAUGAUCGAACGCUCGAUACAUCUCUUGGUGCGUGCGCGCGUGCAACGGUCGCGAGUAAUCCCCGGAAGAUUUCUUCCACGAGGGACGCCUACUUACGAGAAGACAGAAAAUUACGAGAGACGAGUGAAACAGCGAAGAGAAGAGAGAAUCCGAGGCGCUUUUAUUUUUAGCCAACGCCGGUUCGCGCAUCGCAAAAACCGGUUUCCAAGUCUCUGCUCGAGCUCGAGCCACGAGGUAGUAAGGUGCGUAUAUACGCGAGAAGGGUUUUAGCUGAAAAGGGAGAAAGCGAGAGGGAGAGACACGCGAUAUAAAGGUGGAGUAUGCUUCUUUCUCUGUCGGCGGGUAAAGAAAGAAAGAGUGACACGGAACGUGGAAUUCUCCUAAGCCGAUACAUACCUCUCCCUACUCCUCUUCUUUAUUCUCCCACCUCGAACUAUCGAUUGCGUGUAUGCACGCCUGCACGCGCCUAUCCAUACUCGACGUGUUACGUGACAUCGUAUCGGGAGUGUAUGAUAUUCGAUUAUCGAUUUCUCGAAUCGAUUUUACUAAACGAGCGUAACAAGUCGGUGUGCAUAAAGAAGAGAAUGUGAAUCGAACGAACGGAAGAGUUAAAAAAUAACGAAAGUAAGAAGAAAAGUAAAAGAAGGAAGUGUUUGUAUUGGAUUGUUGCGUGGCAUACGAGAUCGGCGAAGACACGAAAACGGUAUGAAGAAUGGCAACCGAUUCGAACAGCCGUCAGGGUGUAAGGGCGGUCGCCACAACGACAACCGAUCCGCAACGAAGCGAAAAGCGCGCCGUCGCGGCGCGAGGCGCCGCCGGUGCUCUGGCCCUCAGUAUUCUGGCCUUGGUCCUCCAAUCGGCGACCACCGCGACCCCCACAUGGGGAUACUUCACCAAUCCUGACGCCGGAUCGGCAGCCGAGAAAGGAUACUUUGGUCCUUGGAGGCAAUGCAAGCUUCUACUGUACGGUAGAGAAAGAUGCGGCCAAGGGGUUUCCAGAUUCCAGCCAGUGUUGGCUGUGUGGGUGGCAGGAUUAGCCGCUGCGGCCGCCUCUGCUCUUUUGGCGAUCCUGGUCGGUCUUGCCGUGCUACAACUGGCGAUGGCUUCCUCGGCGAAACGAGUUAUUAUUUCGUACAGCACUGCUCUGAUAGGGAAAGUGGCUCUUGCCACAUUGGCCACUUCCUUGGCAAUCGUAGCAGCGAGUCUGUUUGCCCUACAAACCGAUGACAGAGCUAGCAGCUUCGUUAUCACGAGGGGAGAAGCGUUUUAUAUGCAGUUGGCUGCUAUCGCUUUGAACUUUGGCGUGCUGGUCACCGCAGUAUACGAAGGUAUUUAUGCUCGACGAGGCGGUGAUCCGACGAAGAUCAGGGUUGUCGGUGAUCCUCGUGCAGCUACCAUAAAUAAUCCUGGCUACCGGGAACAUCAACCCACGAAUGGCGGCAGCAUCUCGAUGACCGACGCUAGUGGCAAGCCCUAUGUAGGCGGAGCCGGAAACGGUUCGAUGGCGUCGGUAGCAACUUCCGGAAGCGUGACAAGCACGGCUUCGCCGCUUCGAAGCUCGUUGAAGAAGCCAAAGCCGCUCGGUAUCCACAAUCCCGGUUUUUCGGCGCACAGUCCGACUCUAUCGAGGAACGGCUCGCAGAAAAAAGUGCGAAUUCAGACGCACUCUACCGAGGUUUAAACAACUUUCGGCGAAGACGAAAGCGUCGAUGAUGUUUGUUCUGGCGCGGGUCUACUCGCAGGUCUACUCGCAGCCGAUUUCGUCGAACAAGCAUUCCGAUACGAAACGAAAGUUCAACGACGAGCGUAGCAAGGCAACGAAGCUCGACCAAGUUCUUUAUCGCGAAAGCGGAGAAACAGUCCGCCGAUUCUUUCUGGUAUUAACUUUAUUUAGGCACUCGUAAAAGACGUCGCGAUACUUAUCGUUGAACUUUCUUCGUUACUUUACUUCGUUACUUUUUCGGAACUUUCCUACGCGCGAGAAUAAUAUUGUGACCCUCUGUAGCGAAAAUGUUGAUUUGUUUAUGAAAAAGCAAAUGAUUGGGACAAUUUUUCAAACCGUAUUUCAAUGGAAACAGAGAGUAAUCGUUCGACAAUUGUAGAUGUUUCUUCAAAUUUAUAUCCUUUUCAAGGCAACCGAGAAAGCAACGCUACCAUAAUUAUCUUGCACAGCGGUGUUAUGUUCCGUUUAUUCUGUACAUUUCAAUUUCGCGUAGAUGAGUAAUAAGAAUUUAUUAGAAAUUAUACAGCGACGAAAUGUAAAUUAAUAUGUACAUAUGUAAUUUUCAACCGUGACGAUAUAGAGGGUCGAUAGAUUUUUCUCUUUACAUAAACAAGGACAAAUACGAAGCACGAGGUACCUUCGAAAUUGCUCGGUCGGUUGGUUUCGUUACUCUGCUACUUCCGACCAUGUGACGCUCUAUCGAGGUGAAUCGAAAAGACUUUCUCGCGAUCUUGGACUAUAAAGUUGCCACUGAAAGACCCAGAUAGCGUUAUCGCGUGAUCGAAGGACUACCGCGAGGACGUAGGAAAUAAACCCUGUUGAAAGUGAUCGAGGGAAUCGCAGAGGGAAAUUGCUUCGACUACGAUCUCUGAUGGCGUUGCUACGUCUUCGAGAAAGUUGUAACCUUCGGCUCGAGGCGCCAAGCGUCCGACGUCGACCGAUAUUUAUGGUAGACGCGACAAUACCGAUUCAAAGGUGGAGCUUACGAUCCACCCCCGCAACGAUUUCGUCGUCGAUUUACUCGAUAAGAAACUUUCAACGAUUCCGUGAGAGUUUCAGUUCUCGUUCGUUUUCUUCUUUCUUCGAGUCGCGCUCGUUAAGACGCGAAAGUCGUAACUUAUCGAAGAGUAUUUUACUUCUUUUUUUGUAUUUUAUUUCGUUCGAAACUGAUAUUAAAUCGAAAGAUGUAAGGCGUUUAAAGAUGGGUCCACGUUUCGAGAAGGAGGAUGCCGAUGGAUUCAGUGCGUUCGAUCAGGCGAGGAUCGAGAAAACCAGCCAGUCGUGUUCGCUGAGAUUACGAUUUAAGUUCCCAGCGGUUCCAACCGCGAACAAGCAGAAAUUAACCCUUUGCGGUCUGGUUGCUUCGUGCAGUAAGCUUACUACGUGGUCCGGCCACGUUUCAAAAUCGUAUCGAUUACUUGCACGAGCAAAUUUUUCCCAAAGUACUGCGCGAAGUAGAUGUUGCAUGAAAAUAUCGCUCUUAUUAUAUCCUUCUCCGUUUUGAAGAUAUUUCAAACGUUUCAAAAAUUCUCAACUAUCUACUUCUUCGUUAAAAUAGACAGGACGAUAAAAAUGGUAAAAUUUCAGUUAUCUCGGAUAUUUCAAAAUGCCAGAUAGGACGUUUUAAUUAAAAGGAGUAGUUCGAUUAAAACCACCGAUUUUCUUCGUUGAUUUAACCAAAUAGAAAUUAUUUAAAUUGUUGCGUAACAUCGAUUCAAAAAUUUCUACUCGGCACCGUUUACAAAAGACACGACGAGAGUUUAGUGUAAACUUUCAGCUGUCCGAUAAAUAUUCCGGGAUCACGAUAUCAUCCCACAUCGUGUCCAGUACACACGUUUUGGCCGCCAAUGGUUAAUAGAAUUUGAUCGAAUCGAUCGAUAAACCGUAUCAAACAUGCGCAUUUAACGUUCUACUAGCAACUUGUAAUUGUUUAAUCGAGAUUGGCGCGUCGCUAAAUGACAAGCACAACGUCGAAGCGGCGAAUACGUGCGGCGGUAUUUGGCGAAGAGAUUUAAUUAUGCAUUUACAGAUAGAACUUAAUUAAAUCUAGUAACGAGUCAUUCAUACGAAACGAAUCGUCGAUCGUGAUUUAAAAAACAGAAGAACGAUAAUAAUUUUUGAUACUAUCGUCGUUCGAUUUACGUCACGGUUGGAACAGCGAUAAUGCUAUAGGUAUUACGUUGUAAAGCGAUGGUAAGGAGAGAAUUAAAGCCGAUCGUUAACUAUCGUAUUUUAAGCGUGAAAUAGCCAGAUCGAAACUAAGCCCAGGAUAUGGCGUACGAUUAAAGUAUAGGAUUAAAUUCGCGAAUCGACCGACGUGUUAUUACCGAAACGUACCAAUCGAUCGGUGUUUAACAAUCUUUUCUAGUUACAUGGCUUUUCCUGGUUGCGUUUCUUCGAACAUUCUUCGUCUUCGAUUAUCGAAAUCAUACUCACGCGUGAGAUAUUUCAUUUGGAUUUCUACCAAGUAUUUACCGUAUGGAUAUGGGACGUUUAACGAAAUUAAUUUCAUCGUUCUAAAAUCUGUUUUUUGAACGUUCAGGCUAAUUUUCUAUAUUUUCUAUCGAGCUAGUGCCCUGGAAUUACGUCUGUUUUUACGUUUAUUCGCGCGUCUAAAGGAAAUCCCAUACGUACAAUUUUUCCUUCGCGUAUCCGGCAGAAAUAAGGCGCAGAAGUUUCUUGCAUCGAAUAUAAAACGCGAUAAAAUGGCAUUCGAGAUAGCUUACGGGCACAUUCUCUUCCUACAUUCUCUUCCUAUUCUUGAAUUUUUACUCGAACAAUCGUAUCUCUCGCAAUCGAGAGAAGCAGCACGAGGAACGAGAGAGAAGCUGUCGUAUUCGCUGGAUUUGGAAAAAAGAGAGGAGGAAACGGUCAAAUGGCGCGUUCCAGUAAUAACACGUAGUCGUCCGUCUUGGAAGUCGCAGGAUACGUGAUAUGUUUUUCUACUUUUUUCUUUCUUUUUCUUCUCCCUCUCCUUUCUCUCCCUAUGUUUCCCCUUUUUUUCGUUUUUUAAUCUAACACCUUUCUCUUUUUCCUGUACGCUCCUUGUUCGUCGCAUCGUAGUUUCAACUCGGCGUUUCUUCGUUCGAGCAACGAAGUAUAAAUAAAAUACUUAUUGCGUCGCAUCCGUCCAGCCCUACGUAGGCAGCUAGCCGUAAAACGGCAAGAAUUAUAUAUAUAUAUAUAUAUAUACAAAUAUAAAUAUAUAAAUAUAUUUAUAUUUUUUAGCGAUUGUUUUAAUAUAUAUAUAUAUAAAUAUGCAGAAGAAAUUUAUAUAUAAAUAUAAAUAUAUAUAUAAAUAUAUUGUAUGUUGCGCAGUGUACUCGAUUGUUUCUGCUCGUGUCAUUAGUCUCGAACAGGAGAACACGUUUUACUCGUUAGAAAUUAUUAUUAUUAUUAAUAUUAUUUUUUAUUACCGUUACUGUUGGUAUCGUGACACUGUCACUCUUUUUGUUUAGAAGAAGUGAUUUUCACGCUUCUUUCGCCGAUGAUUCCGGAGCUAUUUAUGAUUUGUAUGCAAAGUCGACAGGCGAGUCUUUACUGUAUAUCCUUUUCUUUGUAAUUCGUUUUCUUCCGCCUUUCUUUUUACGUGUAGAACCGUGUGUGAAUAGUUGUUGACGCUUAUUUAUUUAUAUCGAAUGAAAUUCGAUCGAAAUUAAUUUUCCGAUCAUUCCUAUAUGACUUUUACGAGUUAUUUUUCUGCCCCCCCCCUUCUUUUUUGUUUGAAAGAUUAUUUUAUUAUGCUAUUGGUAAAUUAUGAGUUUGAUCGUUCUACGGUUAAACCGUACUUUUUUCUUGAUAUCUUUCUUCGAGGUAAUUUCCUUUUAACGUUCGCGUUUCUGGUAGAGAGUAAUUACGUCGAUAUUAUGUCGAGUGAAAUACUUAACGACGUAUCUACGCUGAUUUUUAUCGUUGAUAUGAUUUGUCGAAACGAAUCGCACGAGCCGAGCAUGUUUAUAGGACCUACGCAAGAAUUAUCUCGACAUCCGUGAAUUAAACGAUAAAAAGAAGCUCUGCCUUACCGAAUCCAGAAUUUCUCGAUCUUACAUAUCUUUCAGUGAUUGACCUUAAAUGAUUGACGUUAUAGUCGUAAAAAAGUAUCUAUCCUUUCAUUCGUAGAAACAUUUUCUCCUUUAUUCGAAGAUAUUUCAUCACCGGCGUGUUCAAUGUUAAGGUUUCAAAAAAGUGAGAGCCACCGUCGUCUAAUAAAUCGUUGAAACUGUUAAAAAAUAAAAGUGCAAGAAACGAAUAAAAUUGCGUAAAAAAAAAAAGUUAAAGAAUAAAAAUUAAUAAAAGAAAAAGAAAAGUUUCUCUGGAUUCCGAAAAAGCGCUUGUGCGAUUCUAACUGUACCUUUCAAGAACGUAAUAAGAGAACACAGAGUGAGAUGGAAACGCAGUUACGCGCGAGCAACAAACAUAAUUAGAAUUAUAAAAAAAAUCCGUGUUUUCACUUUUUGCACAUUUUGCUACCCAUUAAAGCGAAAACGAUCGCCCUAUAUCGCGAAGUUUGUGUGCGUCUCGAUGAAUUUUCUAACGACCAGUAUGAUGCUGUUUGAAUCGUGUGAGGACUGUAUGCGAGGAAAUCGAUAAUAAAGGAAUUUCUAUGAUUCACGAUUA